AUGACAAGUCUGUAUCAGACUUACAUCGAGGCGAUCCAGGAUGAGUGCUUCAUCCACAAACUCGAGCAGUUGCAUAUGGUACAUGGAAACGUGGUUCGCACAGGCCCCAAUGAGAUACACUUCAGCGACCCCUCUACGUACCUGGAGAUCUACAACAUGAGCAGCCGCUGGGACAAGGAUCCGAGACUCUACCACAACACUGGUGAGGUAGACUCAUCGUUCGGUAGACUCGGUUAUGAGGCUGCCAAGGAGAGGAGAGAUGUCCUACAGAGGUUCUUCUCCAAGCAGGCUGUCAUCAAAUCACAGGGUCUAAUUGAUUCCAAGGCAUGCAUCAAAGCAUCAACCACAAUGAGCAAGCUGAUUUCUGGUCUAUUCUUUGGGAAGUCGAUUGGGGCGAUAAGCUCCGAUAACUUUGAGGAACCAUUGCUACAAGCAUUGGACGGAAGCCAGCGCGUUUUCUUGCUGAUGAAGCACUUCCCCGUUUUAACUGUCAUCCUCGAGAAGUGUCCGGGGUGGCUAAGCAGGCUCCUUGCUCCAGCAACCAACGUGCUACUUGAUUUCCAGGAGACAGAAUCUCAGCCUCAAUUACCACCCCACACCACAACCAUACUGCAACACUUGCUAAGCCCUCAAUCGUACCCUGACGGAGUUGUUCCCACGAGCGCUCAGAUCUAUGAAGAAACUCAAACGCAGAUAUUCGCUGGCACAGAUACAACUGGAAUCACCUUGAUGUAUGGGACCUUUUGCCUGUUACGCUCCCCAAAGUCCUAUUACAAACUGAAGCAAGAGUUGCGCACAUCAUGGCCUGAUCCAAGCGAAACCCCGACUUUUGUUGUUCUUGAGAAGAUGCCAUAUCUGAACGCAGUAAUCAAGGAAUCGCUCAGAAUUGCUUCCGUGGCGACCGGCACCCUUCCACGAGUCGUGCCCCCUUCCGGUGCAAAAAUCGCCGGACACUUUAUCCCGGGAGGCACUGUGGUUGGCAUGAGCAGUCAUUUUGUCCACCAUAAUGAGGCCGCCUUUGAACAAGCAGACGAAUUCAUUCCAGAACGAUGGCUGCAAGAAGGGAGCACAGAUCUUCAGAAAUUUUUGGUCCCUUUUUCGCGCGGCCCUCGGAGCUGCCCUGCUCAAAGUCUUGCAUGGGCAGUGCUGCGAACAAGCUUCGCGCAUGUCUACCGCAAGUUUGAUCUUGAGCUAGAUAAAUCCAGUCCCGAGAAACUCCAAUGGAAGGACAGAUUUGUGGCGGUAUAUCACGUACCGCCCGCGCGAGCUCAUUUCCUUCCUGUGGCCGAUUAA
Molecule: messenger RNA, 1293 nt
Organism: Penicillium samsonianum
Lineage: Eukaryota; Fungi; Ascomycota; Eurotiomycetes; Eurotiales; Aspergillaceae
Product: cytochrome P450
Exons: 9
Coding region: 1-1293 (430 amino acids)
Molecular function (GO): monooxygenase activity; heme binding; oxidoreductase activity, acting on paired donors, with incorporation or reduction of molecular oxygen
Source: RefSeq, a predicted model, not a curated record